Molecule: messenger RNA, 1086 nt
Organism: Saprolegnia parasitica CBS 223.65
Lineage: Eukaryota; Oomycota; Saprolegniomycetes; Saprolegniales; Saprolegniaceae
Product: deoxyhypusine synthase
Exons: 7
Coding region: 1-1086 (361 amino acids)
Biological process (GO): peptidyl-hypusine biosynthetic process
Cellular component (GO): cytoplasm
Molecular function (GO): deoxyhypusine synthase activity
Source: RefSeq, a predicted model, not a curated record
AUGGAAGCGAAGCAAGAGUCGACGACGGUCCCGGCCGGCGCGCAGGCCGCGGUCCUCGUCAAGUCGGAGCGCCUAGACAAUGGCGACUACAGCCAGGUGAAGGGCUACGACUUCAACCAAGGCGUCGACUAUGCCAAGCUCAUGGAGAGCUACCGCUACAUGGGCUUCCAGGCCACGAACCUCGGCAAGGCCGUCGAAGAGAUCAACCGCAUGCGCGAGCCCAUCGACGAGAACGACGACGAUGCGCUCAAGGAUCCGACCGUGCGCGCGAACUUCAAGUGCAAGAUCUUCUUGGGGUACACGUCCAACUUGAUCUCAAGCGGGCUUCGCGAGACGCUGCGGUUCCUCGCCCAGCACAAGAUGGUGGAUGUGAUUGUCGCGACGGCCGGUGGCAUUGAAGAAGACUUUAUCAAGUGUCUGGCACCCACGUACAUUGGCGAUUUUGCGCUCAAGGGCGCGGACCUCCGCACGCGUGGCAUCAACCGCAUCGGGAACCUUCUCGUGCCCAACGACAAUUACUGCAAGUUUGAAGACUGGCUCAACCCGAUCCUCGACACGAUGCUUGAAGAGCAAAAGACCUUGGGCACCGUGUGGUCGCCGUCGACGAUGAUCCACCGUCUCGGCAAGGAAAUCAACAACGAAGACUCGGUCUACUACUGGUGCUACAAGAACAACAUUCCAGUGUUUUGCCCCGCGCUCACGGACGGCUCGAUCGGCGACAUGAUUUACUUUCACUCGUACCGCAACGAAGGCCUCGUCCUCGAUAUCGUCAGCGAUAUUCGCCGCAUGAACGACCAUGCGAUCCGCGCGAAAAAGACGGGCGUCAUCAUCCUCGGCGGAGGCGUCGUCAAGCACCACAUCCUCAACGCCAACCUCAUGCGCAACGGCGCCGACUUUGGUGUCUUUGUCAACACGGGCCAAGAGUACGACGGCAGCGACGCUGGCGCCCGCCCGGACGAAGCCAUCUCGUGGGGCAAGCUCCGCUUGAACGCCAACCCUGUCAAGGUCUACGCGGAAGCCACGCUCGUCUUCCCGCUGCUUGUGGCCGAGACGUUUGCCAAGAACUAUGCGUCGACAAGCCAAUAA